Raphanus sativus (radish) is the source of this 1118-nucleotide messenger RNA. RefSeq names its product NDR1/HIN1-like protein 12. The transcript has 3 exons. Gene Ontology annotation, biological process: defense response to other organism. The coding region runs from base 96 to 719 and encodes 207 amino acids. The record is from RefSeq and is a predicted model, not a curated record. Lineage: Eukaryota; Viridiplantae; Streptophyta; Magnoliopsida; Brassicales; Brassicaceae.
UCAAAACUCCAUUACGGCUUAGUCCAAUCUCUUCACCCACCAAACAACACAUCUCUCUCUCUCUAACCAAAACUUGAACGCAACCAAACGCUACAAUGACGGAAAAAAAGUGCGAGUUCCACUACCGCAAAUUUGCGGAGGCGGCAACGAGCCGCGUAUUGUACGUAUUUCUAGGCCUGGUCGCUACGGUUGCUGUUGUGAUUUUCUUGGUAUGGGCCAUACUUCAUCCGCACAAACCGCGUUUUGUCCUGCAAGACGUUACCAUUUACGAGUUUAACAUCUCACAACCUAAUUUUCUCAGUUCAAAUCUCCAAGUCACUCUCUCUUCUCGCAACCCAAACGACAAGAUCGGAGUUUUCUACGACCGCCUCGACAUAUAUGCCUCGUACCGCAACCAAGAGGUGACUUUCGCGAAUCUGUUGCCGGAAACGUAUCAAGGACAUCUGGAAGUGACAGUGUGGUCGCCGGUUCUGAUUGGAUCCGCCGUGCCAGUGGAGCCUUACCUGUCUCCAGCACUGAACGAAGACAUAAACGCCGGGAUGGUGCUUCUAAACAUCAAGAUCGACGGUUGCGUUAAGUGGAAAGUAGGCUCGUGGGUAUCUGGAUGUUAUCGGCUCCUCGUUAACUGUCCGGCGUUCAUUCCCUUCUCCGGCCAGUUAGUCGGCGCCGGUCCGGCGAUCAAGGACCAGCUUGCUCAGCAAUGUGCUGUUGACGUAUGAAAAAAAGAAGAGGAAUACUUUUUUAGACGAAUAAAGGAGUUAAAGCUUGCACAAGAACUGCCAGGAUUGCGCAAAGCUUACAAGGGUGGUUUUAUUUUUUAGUUGGAUAUAAGAGGCACAUGAAAACGACUAUGUAGCUACUGGAUAUUUGUGGAAUGAUUUUUUAUUUUAUUUUUAAAGUUAGUUAAACAAGUAAUUUAAAGCUCAUGAAGAAUAGUAGGUAUAGCCCUUUUUCAAAAAAAAGAAAAGAAUCGUAGCUAUAUUUAUCUCCAAUAUAUAGAUUGUAUUGGAUUGGAAAUGGUUAUUGUACCGAAGGUUUCUUUUAGGAUCAUGUUUCAUGGAAAGGAAAAUCAUACAGAGUUUACAUUGUACUAAAUUUAAAUAUCAGUUCUUUCACUU